AUGCUCGACCAACAACUACACCGCGCGCGCAUGGUUUCCAGCGUCGCCGCGACAGUCAUAUCGCUCGCGUGCGGUACCAACUAUGUGUACUCGGCCUGGGCCCCACAGUUCGCCGAUAAGCUCAACCUCACGACAACGGAGAGUAACCUGAUCGGAGCGGCGGGUAAUCUGGGCAUGUAUUCGAUGGGCGUACCUAUCGGGUUCUUUGUCGAUAACCGUGGACCCCGACCAGCCGUGGCAGCCGGCGCGCUUCUCCUCGGCCUCGGGUACUACCCCUUUCGCGCCUCGUACGAAAACGCGGCCGGUUCGGUUCCGCUGUUAUGUUUCUUUUCGUAUCUUACCGGCCUGGGCGGAUGUAUGGCGUUCCAGGCGGCAGUCAAAACGUCGGCGCUCAACUGGCCACACCAUCGGGGCACCGCCACGGCCUUCCCGUUGGCUGCCUUUGGCUUGAGCGCAUUCUUCUUCUCCCAGGUCGGAUCGCUCUUCUUUCCCGGAGACACCAGCGCGUUCUUGACUGUUCUGGCCGCCGGUACCUUUGCUCUGAUCUUCACUGGAUUUUGCUUCCUCAAGGUCUACCCCCACACUCCGGCCUACCAUGCGGUACCUAACGGGGGUUCCGGCUCGGACACGCAGCGGCUGCGGCGGACAUCGUCAUCGGAGGACGGCAAGGCUAGAGGAGCGCGAAGAUUCCCUGAUGUAGAACCUGGUAUGUCGACGCCCACCACCUACACGACUCCCGCGACGUCGACGCAGGCACAGACAGACGCAGAGGCUCCCGGACCGUCGUCGCCGUCAGCCAGCGCCCAGCUCCGUGACCAGACCGAUGUUGAAUCCGCCCGCCCCCCCUCGGACGAGGCACCCGAUAGCGACGUUGACGAGACCUCGUCCCUCAUGUCAAAGUCGUCCUCGCUGCCUGGUGAUGUGUUAGUGCAGAGCAGUGUUGAUAUGGAUCGUUCCCAUCGUGUAGAUAUCCGUGGCUGGCGCUUGUUGUCCAAUGUCGACUUUUGGCAGCUGUUUACCAUUAUGGGGAUUCUGGCUGGCAUUGGUCUCAUGACUAUCAACAAUAUUGGACACAACGUCAAUGCUCUCUGGAGGCGUUUCGAUGACUCUGUUCCCGAGUCUUUCCUCGUACAGCGUCAGCAGAUGCAUGUCUCCAUUCUGUCCAUUGGCAGUUUCGGAGGGAGAUUGCUGAGCGGUGUCGGAUCUGAUUUUCUUGUCAAGGUCGUAGGUGCCAGCCGCGCCUGGUGCCUCGUCGCGGCUAGUCUCGUAUUUUGCAUUGCCCAGCUCUUUGCCCUCAACGUCUCGAACCCGCACUACCUCGGUUUUGUUUCUGGCCUCUCAGGUGUCGGAUACGGCUUCUUGUUUGGUGUCUUUCCCUCGAUCGUAGCUGAGACGUUCGGUAUCCACGGACUUAGCCAGAACUGGGGGUUCAUGACACUCAGCCCUGUCAUCUCGGGCAACAUUUUCAACCUGUUUUACGGUGCCGUCUUUGACAGUCACAUCAUUGUUAGUCCUGAUGGUGACCGGUCGUGCUAUGACGGUAUCGACUGCUACAGGAAUGCGUAUUUUGUCACGCUGGGUGCUUGUGGGCUGGGGUUGAUUGUGACGUUGUCGACGAUCAGACAUCAGUAUGUUGCGAGGUUGAGGGAGGCGGGGAAGGGCGCGGCUGAGGAUUAA
Molecule: messenger RNA, 1677 nt
Organism: Podospora anserina S mat+
Lineage: Eukaryota; Fungi; Ascomycota; Sordariomycetes; Sordariales; Podosporaceae
Exons: 4
Coding region: 1-1677 (558 amino acids)
Biological process (GO): transmembrane transport
Cellular component (GO): membrane
Molecular function (GO): transmembrane transporter activity
Source: RefSeq, a predicted model, not a curated record